AUGGAACUCAACGGAGAACAUUUUCGCGCCAUAAUUUAUUACAACUUUCAGAGAAAAUUAUCGCAACAAGAAUGCCUUGCUGAGUUACUGUCUGUUUUCGGCAACGAAGCGCCACAUCAGUCGACUAUUUUCCGUUGGUAUGGAGAAUUCAAACGUGGACAGGUGAGUCUUAGCGACGAUUCCAGGGUGGGUGCACCAAAAACGGCAGUCACCCAGGAAAACGUCGAUGCUGUGAACAAACGCAUCGUUGAAGAUAGACAUGUGACAUAUCGCGAGAUUGAGGCGUCCUUGAAGAUCUCAAAGACCUCAAAAAAAAAAUUACAUGAAGAAUUAGGACCCGAAAGAAGAAUGAUCCUCCACCAAGACAAUGCAAGCUCGCACACGGCCCAAAAAACAAGGCAGUAUUUAACGGAAGAAAACGUAGAAUUAUUGGACCAUCUUCCAUAUAGUCCCGAUCUAAGUCCUAACGAUUUCUUUACUUUCCCGAAAAUUAAAAACAGACUGCGUGGUCAAAGGUUCCAGUCGCCAGAAGAAGCAGUUGACGCAUUCAAAAAUGCCGGUUUGGAUCUGCCAGCAAACGAGUGGAAUAAGUGCUUUGAAAAUUGGUUCGAGCGCAUACAGAUGUAUAUUAGUCUUCGUGGAGAAUACUUCGAAAAACAAUAAAGUCAUUUAAAAC
Messenger RNA from Acanthoscelides obtectus, 676 nucleotides. The record is from the annotation of a GenBank genome assembly. Lineage: Eukaryota; Metazoa; Arthropoda; Insecta; Coleoptera; Chrysomelidae.